AUGAUCGAGUGCCUCUCGCAUCUCGGCCAAGAGUCCACCGAGCAGUCGGGGCAAUGCUUCGAGACCAGUUUGGGCAGCGAGUUGGCAGAGACUUCGGCGCAACUUGGGCCGGAGUUAGCCAUCGCAGACUCACGUGGCGAAGACGAGCAGCUAAUGGAAAUCGAGACCCUGCUCAUGCGUGCCCAGCGCAGAGCAGCCGCCAUCGUGCAUGACAUAUGCAAGGACGCCGACCCCGCCGAGCACGAACGACCAAUGCAAGCUCGAAGCAAGAUGGCCCGCGAAUGGCAUCGCCACGUUUAA
This is a messenger RNA of Prorocentrum cordatum, 300 nucleotides long. The record is from the annotation of a GenBank genome assembly. NCBI's taxonomy places the organism in Eukaryota, Dinophyceae, Prorocentrales, Prorocentraceae.